This is a messenger RNA of Haliotis rubra (blacklip abalone), 1011 nucleotides long. RefSeq lists its product as uncharacterized. The coding region runs from base 71 to 451 and encodes 126 amino acids. The transcript has 3 exons. The record is from RefSeq and is a predicted model, not a curated record. Lineage: Eukaryota; Metazoa; Mollusca; Gastropoda; Lepetellida; Haliotidae.
GAUCUCCGAUUGAUCUCCAUGGAGACUGUUGCUACUAGCGAUAGUCACAACGACGCCAUUUUGGUUGUUGAUGCUACUUGUUUCCACGUCUGUGCUGACAUUUUGCUCUUUAUCCCGCACGCAUCUCACGUUCUGCACGAUGUAUGCUUCUGUUGCUUUGGCCUAUCAUCAAGCUGUAGACGAUCUCCACAGGUUUAGGACCUACCCGGCCCCCGUCUCCCAAAAGACUCUCCCAGUCCCUGAUCCUCACCCUGGUGUCUUCACGAUCACCGUCAACCCCCUCUACUCCCUGCCCGACACCCUGCCCUCCUUCCCCGUCCUUGCCCCCAGAGCCCGUCCUCAAGUUGUGGAGAUCGAUCUUGGUGAAGAAUCCAAGCAGCCCCAGUCGUGCUCGGCUGUCCUUGUGUCCUGUGUGAAACACAUGUUCCAGAGUUUCUUCACACAGAGAUAGACUUGGAUGUGUUUGAUGUGCCCGUGUUGUGUGAACUGAUAGCUUUUGGACCUUUUGGACAAAUCAUUUGGACUAUUGUGGCUUUUUUUUUUAUAAGAUAUCUAUUGUUCACACAUGAAUUAAAAUUUAUGUAAUUAUGUAAAAUUGAAUAUGAUGAGCUUUUUGCUUGAAGGACCAAUCUUGUUUAUUAUUUUGUGUAUGCCUAUGUAAACUUGAUGACACAUGAAAUCAAAAUAUGGCUUAUAGGAUGUCCAUGCGAAACUGUCGCUUCAACCAACCCUUUACUUUAUAAGUCAUGUCAACAUUCUGGAGUGUUGUUCAUAAUAUCAGUCUCAAUAGACUAAAGCUGGUAUUUAUUAACAUAAACUGUGAAAAUGAUUUUGUAGGAUCGAAAGAAAACCUAAGUUCUCAAUCUGACAUCCAACUUUUGAACUUGUUGCUGAGUUAGAUUAUUCCUCCUCCUAUUUGUAGUCUUCGGUUUAUCUGGCUUUAUACCAGUGACUGAAAUAUUUAUCACCAUUUAAUCAAAUACUCCUGUCAAUGACUGAUGUUGAUUUUCA